Molecule: messenger RNA, 2254 nt
Organism: Macrosteles quadrilineatus (aster leafhopper)
Lineage: Eukaryota; Metazoa; Arthropoda; Insecta; Hemiptera; Cicadellidae
Product: ankyrin-3-like
Exons: 4
Coding region: 1-1266 (421 amino acids)
Molecular function (GO): protein binding
Source: RefSeq, a predicted model, not a curated record
AUGAGCUCUGUGGAAGAAGCCAGAAGCACCAUCGACCAGCCGGAAGUGUCUGCGGAAGAGCUGCUAAGAAGAUCUGACAAAUGCAAAACCCAACUUGAAUGGAAGUACAGUAUGUGUCUUGUGGUGAAGUGGAAAGAAAGGAAACAAAGGGAUUCUUCACCGAUUAAUCCUAGAAAAGGACAAGAGUUUGAUUUCCUCAAUAGUAAAAGAAACACCGAGCCUGAACCCAAUUCUAAUCAUAGCGGAUUCCCAAAGGAUGGAGACAUUUAUGACAAUGGCUUGGUAAAACUUGAUUCUUUGAUGACUGCUAUUAAGGUGAACAAUGUAUCAAUUGUGAAAUUUCUUCUGGAACAAAAUGUUAAUGUAAAUUCAUACAAACCUCACGGUAUAACUCCAUUGAUUUGUGCCAUCAUCGAACGCUCUAUUGAAAUUUUGAAACUCCUGAUUGACCACGGUGCAGAUGUAGAAGGUUUGUUUAAAAAUGAUGCACCUCCACUUUUUAUAGCUGUGCAAUUAGAAGAUACGUCCAUAUUGAAAGUUCUUCUAGAGGCUGGUGUCAAUGUCAACAGAGUUUUCACUCCAUUUGGUUAUAGCUUUAAUACAUUGCCUUUACCCUUUGCAACAGCACUUCAGAUUGCUAUAUGCACUUCUAACCUUCAAGCAACAAAGCUGUUGUUGACUCGCGGGGUUAAUGCUCAAUUUCUGUUCAAACAAAGUAUUACAGACAAUAAGAUUGUGUCUGUCAAAAGUGCUUUAAUGCGAGGUGCAGAAGUCAAUUGUCAGUUUGAAGAUUCAAGUGAUUACCCUCUUCACAUAUGCUCAGCUGUAGGUAACAAAGAAUUAGUUGAGAUUCUUCUGGAUAAAGGAGCAACUAUAUCCACUGUGAAUAGAGCAGGCUACAGUGCCUUACAUGUAGCUGCCAAAGCUGGCCAUUUGGAAAUAUGCAAACUGCUGUUAAGUCACGGUGCUAGCCUGGACUAUCGAGGACCGAAGGGAUUCACUCCAUUUGACUUGGCACAAAAAGAAGGUCAUACAGAAGUUGUUGAUUUUCUCAAGAGUGUUUCAGUGCUCUUCUCAAAACUAAAAAGAAAGCAUGAAAAAGUGAUUGGUCUUUUAAAAUUGAAAAUUGCCUCUGCUGAGUUAAGUAUUUUUAUCAACUGUGUUAAUCAAUACGGAAAUACAUUACUCGGUGAAGCCUUACGUCUCAACUUGAAAGAUGUUGCAAUGAAACUUAUGACCCUAAGGUUGGAAGCUGGACGGAGUUAAACCUAAUUAUGUCCUGUUGAUGUUAUUGAAGUUGCUGAUUACAUUAAUUGUUUGUUAAUGAUAAGGUAAUGAUCACACAAUUUAGCUCCAUGUAAUUCAAAAUGCAACCAAAGUGGACAUAAAAAAUUAAUCUUGUACCGGUAUGAAAUUUUAUGACGAUAAAGAUUAAGUUAUUGUUGUUCUACUAAAAAACCUAAUUGUUCUUUUAAGAUCAAUUAAGCAUUAAGAUUGAGAAGAAAAUACAAGUCCUUGCUGUAUACAGUUUGUGUGUUUUAAAAUAGCUUCUCACAUAGACAGUUUGCCUAUUUUUAUUGAAGCACUGUGUUGUUUGCCUUGUAAAAGAAAAUGUGAAGUAAUUUCCUUAUAUUUCACUUUGUUAAUAGUACUGUAUUAGCUAUUUACUAAUGACUCAUGCGAUGCUAAGAUGUUAGAAAAUAAACAGGUCACACAAAUACACAUAGAUUCGUGAAUAAUACAAUUUUGUGGUGUUGAAAACAAUUAUGUGUUAGAUUUUUAAGUAAAAUAAACUGUAUAUCAAACAAAGUAAUUUUUAUUGUUAAAAAGACAUUUCUGAAAAAUGUUCUGUUCAAAAAAGUAAUACAAAGACUUUGAGGCUGAUUGGUUCUUAAUAGGUUAUUAUUAACAAUAUUAAACAAGGGAGAAUAUAAAGUCAACCCUGCGACUAUAUGCAGUAAGAUGUAAUACAUACAUUGUGACAAUGUAGCAAGCAAUCUUGUCCCAUAUUGUAAUUAAAACCCUAAAAAUGAGAAGUUAAAUGUAGUUAGGCAUAAUUUAAAUAUUAUGUAAAUGGAGGUUAAAACAAAUAAUUCUUCUUAUUUGUCACUAUAGAACACUUUAUUGCUAUUAUUUAAAAAAUGCAACUUUAUAUUAGGGUAGAAAAUAAAAGCAGCAAUGAGUAUCAGUGUUAAAGAUGACAUGUAAUAUUUUUGUCUAAUUAUAAGACAUUUAUAUUUUAGUUUGUUUAUUC